AUGCCCAGUCCUAUGCAAGUGAUCCAAGCAGAAGUAACCAAGGAGUUGAAUGGUUUUGCAACCAUUGUUGUAUUGGGCGCUUCAGGCGAUUUAGCCAAGAGAAAGACGUAUCCAGCCUUGUUCAAGCUCUUUCGUAAUGGUUUUCUCCCAGCCAAUACACAGAUCAUUGGUUAUGCACGUACCAAGAUGUCUCAAGAUGAAUACCUUCAGCGGGUGACACAGUACAUCAAGGUCAAUGAAGAAGGUCGUGGUGAUCUUGAUCGGUUCAAGGCCAUCACUAGCUAUCAUUCAGGAUUGUACGAUGAUGACAUGUCAUGGCAAUCACUCAAUCAAUGCAUCGAUCAAAGUGAAAAAGGACGUCAUGCAAGCCAUGGUCAAUGCAACCGUAUCUUUUACAUGGCGCUUCCUUCUUCGGUGUUUAUUCCUGUUGCUCAAGGCAUACGCAACCAUGUCUAUUCUCAAAACGGCCUCAAUCGUCUCAUUGUAGAGAAACCAUUUGGCAUGGAUACUGAAAGCUCCAAUGAAUUGGGUCGUGCUCUGGGUGCCUUGUUUAGUGAAGAGGAGAUUUACCGAAUUGAUCAUUAUCUUGGAAAGGAGAUGGUCAAGAACAUCAUGACGUUACGUUUUGCCAAUGUCUUUUUCAACCAUAUCUGGGACCGCAAGAGCAUUGACAAUGUCCAGAUUACAUUCAAGGAACCCUUUGGCACAGAAGGUCGUGGUGGUUACUUUGAUGAUUACGGCAUUAUUCGCGAUGUUAUGCAAAACCAUCUGCUCCAGGUGCUAUCUUUGAUUGCUAUGGAGCGACCCAUUUCUACUGAGCCUGAAGCCAUUCGCGAUGAAAAGGUCAAAGUGCUUCGAUGCAUCCCACCCAUUGCACUCAAGGAUGCAUUGUUGGGCCAAUACAUUGGUGGUGCUAACGGUAAACCUGGAUAUCGUGAUGAUGUAACUCUCAAGGACAAACAAGAUAGCCGCACACCAACCUUUGCAGCACUCACAUUGUGGAUCCAAAACGAACGUUGGGAAGGAGUACCCUUUAUUCUUAAGGCUGGCAAGGCACUCAACGAGGCCAAGGUGGAGAUUCGCAUCCAAUUUCGCAACGUUGCUGGUAACUUGUACAAGGCCACCUCUCGUAAUGAGCUUGUAAUGCGGAUUCAACCUGAUGAAGCUGUCUAUCUAAAGUUCAACAACAAGCAACCAGGGCUUUCAUAUCAAACCUUACAAUCGGACCUUGAUCUUUCCUAUCAUGCACGAUUUGCUGACAUGGCCAUCCCUGAUGCUUAUGAAUCACUCAUUCUCGAUGUAUUGCGUAACGAUCAUGCUAACUUCGUGCGUGAUGACGAACUCGAAGCUGCUUGGCGGAUCUUUACACCUUUAUUGCAUCGCAUUGACCAAGACAGUAACAUUCCUCUUUCCACGUAUCCUUAUGGUUCCCGAGGCCCUGCUGAGCUCGAUGCUUUCAUGAAACGUUACGGCUAUGAUCGAUCCAAUGCCAACUAUAGUUGGCCAAGACAAAGCGUCGCUCCUCAGCAAUCCAAUAGCAACAAACUUUGA
Lichtheimia ornata is the source of this 1551-nucleotide messenger RNA. RefSeq names its product glucose-6-phosphate dehydrogenase. The record is from RefSeq and is a predicted model, not a curated record. Bases 1 to 1551 code for a protein of 516 amino acids. Gene Ontology annotation, cellular component: cytosol. Gene Ontology annotation, biological process: pentose-phosphate shunt, oxidative branch; glucose metabolic process. The transcript is spliced from 4 exons. NCBI's taxonomy places the organism in Eukaryota, Fungi, Mucoromycota, Mucoromycetes, Mucorales, Lichtheimiaceae. Gene Ontology annotation, molecular function: NADP binding; glucose-6-phosphate dehydrogenase activity.